AUGCCUCCACCUCCUCCUCCUCCUCCACCUCCCCCACCAAUGAUGGGAGGCCCACCGCCCCCGCCUCCACCACCGCCAGGAGGGUCGAGACCCCCAGCUGGGAACAGGGUGAAGCCCCCAUCAACCGUAGCUAUGCCUGGAGACUUCCUGGGCUUAGAAGGAGCCUUACUUUCAGAUAUCUCCAAGGGAAAAGCACUCAAGAAAACAGUCACAAAUGAUCGUUCGGCACCGAUAUUAGGGGCAGUCUCAGGAGGUUCAGGACCAUCACCAUUAGGGGGAGCCCCUGCUGUUCCGGGAGCGCCACGACCCCCCGGAGGACUCGCACCACCGGUUCCUGGAAAUAGAGCUCGGAGCAACAGCGAUCAAAGUAGUGCAGGAGCUCCUGCGAUGGAACAACCACCGCAGUUGGGCGGGCUUUUUGCUGGAGGGAUGCCGAAAUUGAAGAAGCGCGGAGGAGGUAUUGAGACAGGAGCAAAUCGCGAGUCUUCCUAUACCUCGGAUCCGGAGUCAUCACGAAGUUCAGCACCCAAACCUCCUGCUAUGGCAGCACCCAAACCGCCCACAGGACCACCUCCUAGACCAGCACAAAGUGCGCCAGGUCCUCCCGCUUUCAAUCCUUCAAUAGCAAAUCUACGGAAAACUCCUGGACUCAAUGCACAAAGACCAAUGUCUUCUGCCUCUAUGAAAGGACCUCCUCCACCAAUAGGGAAGAAACCUCCGGCUCGCCCAGGCAUGAGAAAGCCUUCUGCUCCACCUCCACAGGCACCUCAAGCACCUCCACCUCCACCAUCUUCCGCUCCACCUCCACCAGCAGCCCCUCCUCCAUCGGCUCCUAGACCACCCAUUGGACAUGCGUCUCGCUCACAACCACCCCCACCACCUCCACCUCCGACUUCACCACCUACCAAUGGAGCUGGUCAAAGCCUGGCUAUGCAAGCAGCUAUACGAGCAGCAGCACAAGCAUCACCAGCCGCUGCACCGCCACCACCACCUCCUCCACCCUCAUCGACCCCAUCAUUCCGCGCGCCCUCACCUCCAACAUCAGCACCACCCCCACCAAGUGCAAGGCCGCCUCCUGCUCAGCAGCCAGUCAGAUCUCCUCCUGCCCAGCAACCUAUCAGAUCAAUGUUAGAUCCAAGUUCUUACACAUUAUCCUCGAAUGGUAGUCUUCCUAAAAGCCCCAGUCCGAGCAGGACAUCGGAACCAACACGGAAUGUGGUCAUAAAUGACUCAAGAUGGAAAUUCCAGGAUGAAAAAAUACUGCCGAAGCCGAGGGACUUUAUUAGAGGGCCAAAGAAAUACAGAGCAGGUCGUGGAAGUAGUGUGCCAUUGGAUUUAAGUGCUUUUCACUGA
Messenger RNA from Lachnellula hyalina, 1353 nucleotides. RefSeq lists its product as uncharacterized. The transcript is spliced from 3 exons. Gene Ontology annotation, molecular function: actin binding. The coding region runs from base 1 to 1353 and encodes 450 amino acids. Lineage: Eukaryota; Fungi; Ascomycota; Leotiomycetes; Helotiales; Lachnaceae. The record is from RefSeq and is a predicted model, not a curated record.